This is a messenger RNA of Guyanagaster necrorhizus, 1659 nucleotides long. RefSeq lists its product as uncharacterized. The coding region runs from base 1 to 1659 and encodes 552 amino acids. The transcript has 8 exons. The record is from RefSeq and is a predicted model, not a curated record. NCBI's taxonomy places the organism in Eukaryota, Fungi, Basidiomycota, Agaricomycetes, Agaricales, Physalacriaceae.
AUGCAGAGGAGAGAGAGAGCUGUUGCAUCCGAGCUACAAAAGUUCAGGAAUCAGCUAGAAACGGAAAGGAAGAGUGCUAAGGAGGAAAUGGCGCAUAUGCACCGUUUGUUGGAUGACGCACAUAGAGAGGCAAAGUUGGGGAAGUCGUCUACUCACCUCACCGCUUUUGCUUCCUACCACGACGACCAACUGCCCCAAACAGCCUUGAGACGGAGCAAUAAUACCAUUUUACGAUUCAUAAAACAGGCACAUCGCAAUUACGAAAGUCUUCCAGAGGUCACCAUCUCCGCUUUCACUGAGACUCGCCGAGCAGAAUCGUCAAUUCUAGUGCCCAAGCAACGCUCAACACCACACUCGGAACGUCGUACUCUUCUGGAAAACCGUUCUCUAUCCUCUCUUCUUGGGGCCUACAUGAAAGGCUAUGACUAUGGCACUGCCUAUGCCCAUCUCCGCCCAUUUUGGUACGAUGACUUGACUGACAUCGAUGACAAGCUGCUACGUACCUGCAAAGCACGGGACUGGGAUCAUCCACCGCUACUUGCCUCCUCGACACGUCUGGGAUCUGUACAGAAACCGGGUAGUGCCAUGGUGGAUCGCACGCCAGUGGCCGUGGGAGAUAUCACAUGCUUGGGUAGAGGAAGAGAAUCGCGCAGAUGUGAUGACGCCUAUCAACCGACACGAAUGGCCUGUGCCGAUCUCGAUCUGAUCCGCAUUGAGAUGCUGAACGCGGGCGCGGAGUAUGUGUGGUUGGACGUGCUCUGUCCAAGACAGAAGGGCGGGCGAAGGGAGCAUCUGCGCGCGGAGGAGUGGAAGGUGGAUGUGCCCACCAUCGGAUGUGUGUAUCAUGGUAUAAGAGUCGUGUGCUACUUCAGCGGGCUCGGCCGGCCUUUGAGUCUGAAGGCAGGCGACUUUGAGAGUGGUCGGAGUUGGUUUCGACGGGCGUGGACGCUGCAAGAGAUCAUCUGGGAUCUCAUCGUUGUCGGAGACACAGGCAAUAACGACGCAAUGGAAGACGAGCGGGUGUCGACUAAUCCGGUGGAUAAAGUGACGGGAUUGGCGUACCUUUUCUGGUCAGUGAGAGAAAUUCCGGCAUACUACGAGACACAGUCCCUUGAGGAUGUGUGGACUGCGCUGGUGGGUGUCAUGUUGGGACUCCAUCGGGCGAACUUGUUCUUCUUGUAUCCUGAUCCUGGGGAUGGAAACAAAAUUUGGAGACCGUCAUGGAGGCAGGUCAUGGCUGAGGUGCUUCCAUCAGAUAGUCUUCAUGGGUGGGUGUCCGUCAGGCAGACAGAAGAGACAGAUGCAGACUGGUAUGCAGGCCCAUGCAUUGAAGCAGGUUAUGUGCAUGGAUUAGCUGAAGGAUCACUGAAGGGGAAGCACCGACAGGGAGAGUUAGUGGUCGAACAUCAUUCCGGGGCAAAGCACACGUUCAGAAUUGUCGCUAACCAUCAAUACCCGAUACCGGAAGGAUUAUAUACAUUGCUAGGUAACAAACCAUUCGACGACAACGAGGUCAAAGUGCAAGACUGGGUAGUCGGGCGAAGGCUUCCAGAUCAGAUGUUCAAGAAAGUGUCAGUGUUUGAGAUACCUGACCUGGAGGAAGUGAGGAGGCUGCAUGGUCUGAAAGUUGCUAAACAGCGUAAGAUAUCUCUUUCUUGA